Apus apus (common swift) is the source of this 3976-nucleotide messenger RNA. It is a transcript of the gene SELENOI, whose product is annotated as selenoprotein I. The transcript has 10 exons. NCBI's taxonomy places the organism in Eukaryota, Metazoa, Chordata, Aves, Apodiformes, Apodidae. Gene Ontology annotation, biological process: phosphatidylethanolamine biosynthetic process. The record is from RefSeq and is a predicted model, not a curated record. Gene Ontology annotation, molecular function: ethanolaminephosphotransferase activity. Gene Ontology annotation, cellular component: Golgi apparatus; endoplasmic reticulum membrane.
CUGGGCGGGCGCGGAGCGGAGCGGGGCCGGCGGCAGCGGGGGGGACGGGGCCGUCAUGGAGUACGUGACCGCCGAGCAGCUGGCUGGCUUCAGCAAGUACAAGUACAGUGCCGUGGACAGCAGCCCCCUGUCUCUUUACAUCAUGCAUCCCUUCUGGAACACCAUAGUGAAGAUCUUCCCUACCUGGCUGGCCCCAAAUUUGAUAACGUUUUCUGGCUUCCUGCUGCUUGUCUUCAACUUCUUCCUCAUGGCAUACUUCGACCCUGACUUUUAUGCUUCUGCUCCUGAUCACCAGCAUGUUCCGAACACAGUGUGGGUCAUUGUGGGUCUCCUCAACUUCAUUGCCUAUACAUUAGAUGGUGUUGAUGGGAAGCAGGCUCGUCGGACUAACUCAAGCACGCCUUUGGGAGAGCUCUUUGAUCAUGGCCUGGACAGCUGGGCAUGCGUGUUCUUUGUUGUGACAGUCUACUCUACCUUUGGACGAGGCUCCACGGGUGUCAGUGUCUUCGUUCUCUACCUCCUCUUAUGGGUGGUCUUGUUUUCAUUCAUCCUCUCCCACUGGGAGAAGUAUAACACAGGGAUUCUCUUCCUGCCCUGGGGAUAUGACAUCAGCCAGGUGACCAUUUCAAUUGUCUACAUAGUGACAGCCAUUGUGGGAGUUGAGGCCUGGUAUGCACCUUUCCUGUUUAAUUUCUUAUAUAGAGACCUAUUCACUGCAAUGAUUAUUGCUUGCGCCCUCACUGUGACACUGCCGAUGAGCCUGUAUAACUUCUACAAGGCCUAUAAAAAUAACACCUUGAAGCACCAUUCGCUGUACGAAAUCAUGCUGCCGCUGGUAUCCCCAGUGUUGCUUUUUCUGCUCUCCACCACUUGGAUCUUCAUGUCCCCGACAGACAUCCUGGAGGUCCAUCCCAGGCUCUUUUAUUUCAUGGUUGGAACGGCCUUUGCAAACAUUUCUUGCCAACUGAUCGUCUGUCAGAUGAGCAGCACGCGCUGCCAGCCUCUGAACUGGAUGCUGCUGCCCAUAGCAGUGGUGCUCCUCGUGGUGAUGUCCGGCUUUGCGCCCAGCAGCGAGACUCUUCUCCUCUACUUGCUGACUGCUUUCCUCACCCUGGCACACAUCCACUACGGGAUGGUCGUGGUGAGCCAGCUGAGCAGGCACUUCAACAUACGGCCCUUCUCGCUGAAGAAGCCCACGCUAGAUUGACUAGGAGUGGAGGAAGAGAAAAUCAGCUUGCGGUCUGCAGAAGUACUGUAAAUAACUGCUGCAAAUACCUGUAAAUACUUCAACCAUCACCACAGAUCUAAGCCUAUCCUCUGGACAGACAUCAGGACAAAGCACGCACGGAUCCGCUGCAGCCAGGGCAGGACUGGUACGGAGCAGCCCCGGCGGCUGUUUGACGAGUGCAAGCUUUUGGUUUUGGGUGAAACUGGACGAGGAGGGUAGCCUUUUGGGUCACAAUUACUGUAUAUUAGACCAGCUGAAUGUUCCCAGAGAAACCUCAGACUCCAGCUCUUGCUCAGUUAAAGCUGGUUGGGGAUGCAAUUGACUUUAUCUGAGCAAAGCAUCUUGACCUGUCACCAAACCCAAUAUAACAGCUGAUUUCUACAAGGUCAGGGGAACAUCCAUGUGGUCAGGGGAGUUCCUGUCUGUCCCUAAUCCUGCUAGACUGCCCUUCUCCUGGGCUGGUACUUAGGGACCAGAUGGUGACAGUUCUCCCACAUUUUGUCCUGCCUUCCUGCACUCAUCUAUUUGGGCACCGUGUUUUGUUUUGUUGUUGUUUUUAAGCAGAAAAAAAAGAACAACAGACAAAACUUCUAGUAAUGUUCUACUGCAGGAGCUUAGAAAAAGCAGGGCUUAAUUUCAGGUGUAAGUGGGAAGGCAGCUUCUGCUGAGCUGUGGGUACCUGGGACCACAUCUUGACCAUGUUCCCGUCUGUCCAUGUGUGUUCCCUGCCCAGGAGUGUGGUCUGGGCUCUGACUGGCAGCAGAGAGUGGCUGACAUCAGCCUGUCUGACUCCCCCUUUCUCCUGCCCCUGGGAGCUUGCAGUUGCAGGUGGGCUCUGCUGGGUCCUUGCAUGCUGCCCCAGCCUCCACUUCCAGAGCCAGGCUCAGCCUGCACAUCGCCCUUCCCACCGGACCAUUGAUGGCAGCAGAUCCACCGCUCGGAGAAGCACCUUAAUAAGUGUUGUGUUGGUUGUGUGUGCACUUUCAGGGAGCUCACAGGUGUGUGUGUGUGUGUGUGUGGUGGGGUCCUUUCCAAAUAUCUCCUUAUUCUCAAAACCAGUGUCCUCAGCGGCUGCAUGUCUCAUCCAGGGAUAUAUUUGUUUACUGUCCAUUUGUAAAAGAAAUGUUUGCAUUGAUUUAUUUUUUUUAAUUUUUUUUUUAUUGACAUAGAGUGGGGUGGUGAAGAUUGAAUGCUGAUUUUCUUUUCUGUUCACUUUAUUUAAUGAAGACCUGUGCUUGAAUGAAGAGUGUAGCUUAAACCCAGGCUCUGGAAAGGCUGCAUCCGGAAGCGAACAAGCGCAGCAGAUUGUGCAUAUGUAAUUACCAUGGGAACAAAGUCACUUACACACUGAUGAAUGUGCAGCGUGGUCUGUAGAAGCUUGGUUACAGUAUUUUCCUUCUGCAGGUGAAGACCCCUCCUGCUUUAGGAAAUGUACAAACUUUAACGACUGUUUAAUGCUUUUUUUUUUUUUUUUUCUCCUUAUUUUUGUAAAUUUGCAUCCUUGUCAUGCAGACUGUGUAACUUGAAAUCCUGAGGGAAGCCCCCUGCCUUCAGAGGGAGCCACAGCAGGGUUGCUCGCUCAUGGUACGUCCUCCGAGGAGUGAGCUGGGGCCUGCUGGCAUGGUGGGAGGGCUCAGCCAAAGGUCUGUGUGCUCACAUCUCUGUAUAGCUACCACACAUCCCUGGAGGGUGGCUGAUCUGGGAGAGGGGGCAAAUGAUUUUCACAGUUUAUUAAAUAAAGUAGCUUGCUCCUUAUGUAUUCUACUGACGUUGUACAGGAAAAAACCCCAAACCUUCAGUGUACAAAUGAAUUGGGCUGUGCUUGAAUUUUUGACUUUUACUAUUUAAUGAGAUACAAUAAUUUUUAAGGGAGAUAAGUUUAACUCAUGCUCGCACAAUAAUUACAGGGAAUCUUGAAACAGGACACAAGGCUUGUGUGUGGGACAUGUUCAGGUAGCAGAUCUGUGCUAGCAGUGGGGAGGUUGGAUCAUUUACUUUCUAGUUACGUGUUUGCAGGACAAGGGAAGGACUCAGAUGUUCCCUCUGGUUUUCAGCUGAGCUCUGGGGUCCCAAGCCUGGAGCUUUCCUUGUCCUGCCCCUUCUCACUAGCACUGCUGGACUCUGAAGACUGGACCAGUGCUGAUGCUGUGGGAAGCUGAUCUUAAAUCUUAGGAUGUCCCUUUAUGUUGGUAAUACACUGUUUGUUGUCUCAGCUAGCUGUGUGCUUUUGCAGCACAAACCAUACCUUGAAAACGCCUUUGUGAAGUUACAAGCAUGUGGAAGUAGGGCUUCCUCUCAAAAAUCCUGCAGAUAGCUGUGCUGUAGGAGAAAGAUUUCUCUUCAAAACUGGAAACACUUCCUACCUGCACAGGCUUUAUCUUUGGAGAGCCCUGGAUUUUUGGUGCCUUAAUUUAUUGCACCUUGAAGCUAGAAAAAUGUCUCCUUAAAUCAAUUGUGGAAAAUACAGAUUUCAUUGUCUCUAGUGCUGCUGGGCUCGUGGCAGAGUGAGGAGAGAACAGACCUGAUCUCAAUGCAUGCCUGAGACUGUUCCUGACCUGUGCUGCUGCAAAGCUGGUGGGGUUUCUCUUUGGGCUGUUGGAAAUAAAGUGAUUUCUGCUCCCAGAUUCUGGGGGGUGAAGGGAAACAGACCAAACUAUCUUGCCAUGGUGAGGUGCGAAAUGAACUGUUUAUCCAUAAUACUGGGUUUAAGUCUUAAGAAUAAAUUGUAUUCCUUCCUUGCUGACAGCA